UUACACCAAAAAAGCAGAAGAAGAGGAACAAGAAGAAGAGCACUAUUAAUUUUUGCUGGCCAAAAAACAAACAAUUCCCGACACUCGGAGCACUAGUGUUACGCUCUGGGGAAUCUUAAGUGCAAACACAAACAACUAUGACGACAGCCAAAUGGAAUUGGAUUUGGAUUCGGAUCUGCCGCCUGGCACUGAGCAUCUUGCUGGUUCUGAGCGUCGCUGCGGCAGAGGCACCUGUCGGCUAUAGACGAGAGAUCUGCGAGCAUCGCAAGGGCAGGCCGAUGCAGCCCACCAACAUGUAUCGCAGCCGUUUGCUGGCGAUGCGGGAGCAAAUGCUGAUUCGCGCCACACUUGAGGGGCCGGAGAUCUAUGGCUAUAUAUUGCCCUCCACAGACGAGCAUCUGAAUCAGGAGGUGGCUGUACGCGAUCAGCGUCUGCACUAUCUCAGCGGCUUUACGGGCAAUCGGGCCGUUGCGGCCGUAACUCAAGGUGGCGCCGCCAUUUGGCUGGAAAAGCGCUUUGUGCAGCAGGCGGACGGAGAGUUGGACUGUGAUUGGCAGAUUUUUCUGGCCGACGGCAAUGUCAGCAUUGCCAGCUGGCUGGGCAGCCAGGUGCGCAUGAACAAACGCAUUGGCGCCGAUCCACAGCUGGUGCCGCAUCAUCUAUGGCUGACCUGGGAACGUGAGCUGGCCGAGAAAUUCUUGAAGCUGAUCAAGAUCAAUAGCAAUCUGGUGGACAUGAUUUGGGGCUCUGAGCGUCCAGAGACACCUAAGCAUCAUGUGAUCCAAGUGCAGGCACGUGACUUUGCUGGCGAAAAGUGGGAGGAUAAAGUGACCGAGCUGCGUCGCCGACUGGCCCAUCUGAACUGCGACGCCAUGAUUAUUACCUCGCUAACGGAGAUCGCAUAUCUAUUUAACAUCCGAGGCACAGACAUUCCCUAUACACCUGUGGUGAAGUCAUUUGCCAUUGUCAGCCAGAAGGACAUUUUCUUCUAUGUGGAUCACGGCAAGAUCAGUCUUGGCAUUGAUUUGCACCUGCGCACCGAUUGCUACAACGACUUGUGUGUCAGGAUUAAGGAGUACAAGCACAUAUGGAGCGAUAUACGAACCUAUGUACAAAUCUGGAGGCGCGUCCUUGUGCCCGCGCCUUGUGUCCAGGAGCCGGGUGCCUCGGAAGCCAUUUAUUCGGCCGUGCCUGACAACGUUGUUGUGGAGCACAUUUCGCCAAUUAUUUUCAUGCGUGCACAGAAGAACACGGAGGAGCAGGAGGGCAUGCGCUUGGCACACAUACGAGAUGCCGCUGCUAUUUGUGAGGCAAUGAGCAACUUAGAGGCCCGAUUCGAUACGGAGCAAUGGACCGAGGAGAAGAUCAAGUACGAGGUAGAGCUCUGGUUGCUCUCGCAGACCCAUGCCAAGGGCCUGUCGCUGCGCACAGUGAUCGCCUACGGCGAGCACUCAGCCCUGCCCUACUAUAUCUCCAACAAUCUGACGGACAUUGAAGUCUCCGAUCAGAGUCUGUUGGUCAUCGAAUCCGGCGUGCAGUACUUGGAGGGCACAACGGAUAUGUCGCGCACCUUUAUAUUCGGUGAGCCGACGCGCGAUAUGAAAAGGGCGUACACAGCCGUGCUAGCGGGCAUUCUGCACAUAUCGGAUCUAAUCUUUCCCGCUUCGGUGAAGCCAUCCGGCCUGGACAGCGUUGUGCGCGCCAAGGUGUGGCACGAGAUGACCGACUAUCCUCAGGCAACAGGGCAUGGCAUUGGCGCCUACGGCUCUGUCGAGGAGCCUCCUAUCUCAGUGGCCUACGGACAGAAUAACAGUUUCCAUUUCAAGCAGGGAUACUUUUUCUCCAGUGAGUCUGGCUAUUAUAAACGCGACGAUUAUGGCGUGCGCAUCAAGAACGUGCUGGAGGUGUUGGACACCGGUAAAACGACGACCAGCGCCGAACACUUUUUAGCAUUCCAAUCGGUCACCCUGGUGCCCUACGAGCCGAAGCUCAUCGAUGGCACCAUGCUGAGCUCGGAUGAGAAGCGCAUGCUCAAUCGAUACAAUGCCAAAAUACGUAAAUAUAUUGGCGCCGAGCUGAAAAGACUUGGCAACAUGAAGGCCUUCUACUGGAUGAUGAACAAGACGCGACACGUGCGGGAGUACCUGACCGAGGAUGAGUACCUGGCGGCGAUGGGCGGCGGCUGUCACAGCCACCACCAUGCGCAGCUUCCGUUGCUGGCGCUGACGAUGGUGAUGAUGAUUCUGGUAGCAUUCAUUCACUCAAAGUGGCGGCUAUAGAUGCGAUCUAGACAAAUGUGUGUGACUGCGUGCGUGUGUGUGUAUGUGUGUGUGCUGUGUGUGGUGUGUGUGGGUGUAUUGUGUAUGCUUGUGUAAGUGAUCGGGUGUAAUUAUAUAGUUUUAGUUAGCAAUGCAAACAAAAGAGAGAAUCCGGGACUAACCAUAAGGAAACACCAAUAUUAACUGUUAGUAUCUAGUUAAGUUCUUUGGCUUGAUCCUCAAAUUCCAUGCGCACUAAGCAGCCAGCUGCUAUGAACUUAACAUGCUUAAGCAAGAGCAUUAAUUUAAUGCAAUUCUUAAAUAUC
This is a messenger RNA of Drosophila navojoa, 2584 nucleotides long. RefSeq names its product xaa-Pro aminopeptidase 2. Lineage: Eukaryota; Metazoa; Arthropoda; Insecta; Diptera; Drosophilidae. The record is from RefSeq and is a predicted model, not a curated record.